Messenger RNA from Plenodomus lingam JN3, 1131 nucleotides. The record is from RefSeq and is a predicted model, not a curated record. Lineage: Eukaryota; Fungi; Ascomycota; Dothideomycetes; Pleosporales; Leptosphaeriaceae.
AUGACCACAAUCCUAACAUCCCUCCUCGCCCCCCUCGCCCUCCCCUUGGGCUCCUUCCUCGCAAUCCCCAUGCUAUCCUCCUGGUCCACAAGCCUAAACCUCAUCUUCCUCUCCCUAGCCUGGACCACCAUCGCCGCAACCUACUCGCCGCUACAACUAGAGCUCUUUGCACCCCUGAUACUACGCAUAUCCUUGUACAUGAUCCCCUCGCUCAUCUUCCUCGUUUUUGACAUCGGGGCGCCCAGUCUAGCGGUCGAGUUCAAGGCGCAGGGGAGAGGGGGGAUUGCGACGGAGCAGAGGGGAGGGGGUAGGGUGGUGAAGAGGGUGGUGGGGUGGAGUUGUGGGAAUGUGGUUUUGGGGGUGGGGGUGCAGCUGGGUUUGGAAUGGUUGGUGACGGAGGUGUUGGGGAUGAGGAGUUUGCUGGUGGUCAAGGGGAGUAGGUGGGGAUUCAAUCAUUUGCCGAAUCCGUGGACCAUGGUCAAACAUGGUAUUGCUGGCUUGCUGUCGCGCAAUGUUCUGCAAUACUACAUCCACAGCCAACUCCUACAUUCGCCCACUGGAGGCCUACUGUCUGAUUUCCAUCGGUCAUGGCAUCACAGUAUCAGAAUCCCGUUUCCCUUUGUCGCCAAUUACGAUCAUCCCCUGUGUCAUUUGCUGCACCGCUUUCUACCCCUGUAUUUGCCAGCCAUAGCAUUGCGCAUGCACAUUCUGACCUAUCUCAUCCUUGUCGCCAUCUUCAGCCUGGAAGAGACGUUCGUCUACUCAGGUUACAACGUCCUGCCAUCCACAAUCAUGUUACGAGGUAUGGCACGACGAUGCGACGCGCACAUGCUGAGUGAGGGCGCGGGUAACUUUGGCUGUCUCGGCGUACUCGACUGGUGUCACGGCACAACGCUAGGAAAGGACGUCGUGGACGAUUUGAAGGCGGAGAUGGACAAGCACAACGCACGAGACCCAGUCGGGCGAACCAUUGAUGGCGCAGGCAAUGCAGCCGAUGGAUUGACGGAAAGGCUGGGUGCAAGGGUUAGAAAGGGCAGAGGGAGCAGGUACGUAGGAGCAUUCUUUCGGGCCUCUCAAGUCGUUCGUGAUACCUAUCAAUUGCUUGUCGUUUAUGGCACUCGUCAUAACUAG